UGUAGACUCUCCUAUUGAUUAGAAUAUUAACAGAAACCCUGCUUUGUCCGACUUCAAGCAAGUUCUGGUCAGAUUACAAUCGUCGUGUUUCGGCUUGCAUGAGGUUUGCAGCACAGUACUGUCUCCCUCGCUCGACGCUCUUGCAUGUCGAAUGUAUCGUCUUGGCACCACAGAUGAGUCGAAUGACCAAGAAGUCGUUUGUGCGUUGGACGGACGGCGUCGAUGUCGCCACGAGUCACUUCCCACGAAUUGCCACUGCUGAGCGCUUGCGGUUUUGCCACGCAAGCUCUUUAUCUAGCUUUUAAGAAACCUACAAAACCGCAGUACUAUACCCGUAGCAGACCCGGCGUUCUGGUAACUAAGCUAUCACUUGUGACACGGCAUCUUGGAUUCAAGUACUUUGAACUGCCGCCACAUCUCGGUCAUCAACUAGCAAUAUCAAAGCUAUGUCACGAUCUUGGGUCAGUCCUGGCGUGGCCUACCUCACUCGUGGUUUGCUUUCUGUCAUUUUUCCGACCGCUUCUGCCGUCAUUAUUGUAGGACGUCUGGCCUGUCUGCAAGGCUUUCCAGUCUCCCCAUGGCUAUUGUCGGUGGUGGUUUUGGGUGCAGCGCCUCUGGGGCUUGCAGCUCAUAUUUUCGUGGACGUGAUAUCGCAGCGACGAAAGGCCACUCGACUCGGUGCCAGACUCGUUCCUCGUAUCCAGGGCAGAUGGCCUGGAAAUCUGGACAAGUUGGUGAACACGAUCCAGAGGUUUAAGGUCGAAUACCUUGGACAACCUGUGCUGGACGAGAUGAAAGAACUUGGGCCGACUUUGAAUUAUCGGUGCUUAUGGGAGGACUACAUCGUGACCACGGAGCCCCAGCACGUCAAGACAAUUCUCGUAACCGAUUUUCAUAACUACGUGAAAGGUGCAAAGUUCAGAGAAGCAGCUGACUCCGUCCUUGGAACGGGUGUGUUUAACUCGGAUGGUGAAACAUGGAAGCUUCACCGAACCAUGACACGACCUUUCUUCACCCAUGAUCGGAUAAGCCACUUUGAGAUCUUUGAUCGUCAUGCGAGUCGUGCUAUCGCCUUGGCGAAGGACCGUUCCAGAAUGGACUUGGCAAUUGACUUCCAAGAUCUCAUCUUGAGAUUUACACUCGACUCUGCAUCGGAGUUCCUGUUUGGACAUUGCACCGAUUCACUUUCCGUCGAACUUCCUUUCCCCGAUAACACGCUAGAAUUCACAAAUACCAAGGGCCGGGGAGACACUGCUACAGCCUUCGCAGAUGCUGUCUCUCAAGCUGGGCAUGCAAUCAGUCGUCGUGUUAUUAUCGGGUCGGUCUGGCCAAUGACUGAAAUUUUUGCUGACAGCACCGGGCAAUAUAUGAAAGUGGUCGACGAAUUUUUAGACCCGAUCCUCAAAGCUGCUCUGACGAGGCAUAGCACGGCUGCCAAAUUAGACGCAAAUGAAACUGUGGAAGAUCAAACCUUUUUGGAUCAUCUGAUAAAGCUGACGUCGGGUGAGAUGACACGUUACCUUGGAAUUUCUGUUGUUGAAAUAUUCCUUUCAGACUUCAAAGUCAUCAAAGAUGAAACGUUGAACAUAUUACUGGCAGCAAGAGAUACAACAGCCUCGACAUUGACUUCGGCUAUUUAUUUGCUUGCGAUGCAUCCAGAGAUCCUCUCUCGACUUAGGGAGGAAAUAAUAUCGAAGGUUGGGCUGACUCGCAUGCCCACAUAUGGGGACAUCAAGGAGAUGAAGUACAUCCAGGCCGUUCUCAACGAAACGAUGCGCCUUUUCCCUGCCCUCCCCUUUGAUGUGAGGGAAGCCGUACAUGACACCACAUGGACAUCCCCCGAACCUGGGAAGAAGCCACUGUUUAUUCCAGGGGGAGUCACGGUCAUCUAUUCAGUGUUCCUUAUGCACAGGAGAACAGAUCUAUGGGGACCAGACGCGUUGGAGUUUGAUCCGGAUAGAUGGCUCGACGAGCGCAUGCAAAAAUAUCAACUUACUAAUCCCUUUAUUUUCCUCCCAUUUAAUGCGGGACCGAGGAUCUGCUUAGGGCAAAAUUUUGCUUACAACGAAAUGUCGUUCAUGCUUAUCCGUUUGCUGCAAAAUUUUUCCGCGAUUGCAUUAUCCCCCGAGCCUGCAAUGCGCCCACCUGCGUGGUGGGCUGAGAAAGACGGUCGACAGGCCAUCGAGCGGUUCAAGCCAAAAUUCCACGUGAUGCUUUAUGCCGAGGGUGGUAUGUGGGUCAAGAUGGAAGCUGUAGAUGACGUCGAAGUCAUACAGUGACUAAAUACGACUUUCUUGCUAUAUGCAGACACAAAGCUUCACCAUACUAUGACCAUUGCAAGUUUCAAAAACGACCUAAUGUAAAGUUUUCACGUGAACAAAUUGUUUGUUCAAACAAGGUCGAGAAGACAUUUCGAUCUAUGACGUGCUAUUCUAAACAGAUGCUCCGAGUCUCAUGCAUUCUGCUGAAUAUUACAACUACAACACUAA
Messenger RNA from Suillus fuscotomentosus, 2489 nucleotides. RefSeq names its product cytochrome P450. The transcript is spliced from 15 exons. Lineage: Eukaryota; Fungi; Basidiomycota; Agaricomycetes; Boletales; Suillaceae. The coding region runs from base 447 to 2279 and encodes 610 amino acids. The record is from RefSeq and is a predicted model, not a curated record. Gene Ontology annotation, molecular function: oxidoreductase activity, acting on paired donors, with incorporation or reduction of molecular oxygen; monooxygenase activity; iron ion binding.